UUCACAAAAUGCAAAAUUGUUAGAGCGUGAAGCCAGACGCAUCAUAAACUACCAACCAAUCAUCUCGUGCCUGGAAAUCCUACUCAUCCCCGCAAAUGUCAGUCCAUAAAACGCCUUUCCUAUGCACUCCCGUUUCCCAAUCCCUAUUUUCUUGAAUUUUUGGCUCCAAAAUAGGCCACAUGUGGGUGUCAGAGCUCCAAAGCCAUGCCCCCGAUCAUCCUCAAUGCAUAAAACCCUAUGCUCAUUGACACCCACCUGACCCAGUUAUCCUCAAUGCAUAAAAUUCUAUGCCCAUUGUCACCAACAAUUUCUUGAACUUUUGCCUUCAAAUUAGGCCAAAUGUGGGUCUCAAAGCUCCGAAGCCUGAGAUGGGUCUAUCUAUUUUUGGUGAUAGCGAACGCGGUCGUGGUCAUUCUUGGUGUGUUUCUGGUAUUUCUUGCGUACCCGCCUUGUGGGCGUCACCGUGUUCUUCCUUAUUUGGUUGUUUCAUUGGCCUCUGUGGUGAGGGUCAUUGCCAUUAUUCGAGCUGGAAUCGCCCAAGAAGCGGCUGCCAUCAUGAUCCUCGCUUCUCCGGACGAGACCACCAUUGUUGAUGCUGUUAUUCGCCAGGAGAGACGGAUGAAGUAUAAAACAUGGCUUUGGUGGACCCGGUUUGCAAUGGUAAUUACUAUACUGCAAUUUGUGGGAGCUACUUACCUUAUUUUCCAUGUGGCUAAACAUACUUCUAAUGAUGGGACAUCAAAUGACUGUGUUUUAGGGACAGUUCCAAAAGGUUACCAGUGGAAGAAACAUAUAGUGGUGGCUUAUAUGAUCCUAGUAUGUUUUGUAGCAUUGGUACAAUGUUUUACGGGAUCUGAUGUUCUUAGAUGGAGGUCCUUUUAUGCAACCCAAGAUAAUGCAUGGAAAGCUCAUUACCGGGAGGUAUUCGAUCGUGGCAUUCGUGAGGCUUUGUGCUGUCUGGGACGUUUCAAAUACUUGAGUGCAUUGGAGGAGGAUGAGGUUUAUUCGGUGGCCCGAUUAUUAGGUGAUCUUGUUGCUUAUCGUGCAUCAGGCACGGGACAUUUGGAACUCUUGGCAGGAUUAGCUUUAUUGAAGACACAAAGCCAACUCCCUAAAUCAUAUGAAGGGUCUCUGGAGGCAUCAGUAGAAAGGAUUCAGGAUGCUGCUGUUUUUCAUCCAUUUGCUGAAGCUGCUUAUACGGGUCUGCUACUUGAUUUUGGAAGAAAUCCCAUCUUGUUUCCAUGUGUUUGGAUCUAUAGGCAAGGGUUUCUAAGUCCCUGGACUCGCAAUAGGCAACCUGUACUUCAGGGUGAUAACUGGUGGCGAGGUCAUGCAGCAGCCUUUCUGAAAUAUGUUCGUUUAUCCCCAGAAGUACUUCGACUAGGUCGUGUUUGUCAGGCAAAGUGUGAAGCCGCAUAUUUUGUUGUGGUUCUACAUCAUCUAAGAUCUGUAGUGAUAGCUGUACGAGGAACUGAGACUCCCGAGGACCUCAUAACUGAUGGCUUGUGUGGGGAAUGCUCCCUUUCUGUGGAAGACUUGGAUGGGUUGAUAAAUAGCAAUCAAAUUCAUCCUAAUGUGAGACAAAGUGUGAUCUCCUCUUUCCCACACUAUGGCCAUUCAGGCAUAGUUGAGGCUGCACGGGAUCUUUUCAAUCAAGUUGAAGGAAAUGCUGGCGCUGGUGAUAGUUCACCAAAGUCAAGUGGCUUCCUUUCCUCAUUGCUCCAAGAUGGAUGUGAGUGUGAGGGUUAUAAUGUUCGUAUAGUGGGGCAUUCCCUAGGAGGUGCUAUUGCUGCAUUGCUUGGAAUAAGGUUGUAUGGCCGAUACCCAAAUUUACAUGUCUAUUCCUAUGGGACCCUUCCAUGUGUGGAUUCAGUUGUAGCAGAUGCAUGUUCAGAAUUUGUCACAAGCAUUGUAUAUGGCAAUGAAUUUUCAGCACGACUUUCAGUUGGAUCAAUCUUGCGGCUUCGUGGAGCUACGCUUACAGCUCUAUCAGAAGAUACCACAACUGAUACAGCUGCGAUAUUCAGACUUGCACGUCGAUUGCUGCAUUUAAGCAGGUAUCGAGGAAGUAAAAACAAGGAAAAGGGUCCUGGUUUAGAUAUCCAUCCUGGGGCAGUAACGGCUGAAGGUAUAAGCCACAUCCAUGGAAGCCAGCAUAUGAAUAAUACCGAAGGGAACAGGACACAGGAUCGAGAUACUUCACUCUGGAUAGAGGCUGACAUGAAAAGUAGUUCAGAUGAAAGUGAUCUUGGUGACUCGCCAGAUAGUUUUUGCAAUCCUUUUGCUGAAAUUACUGCAGACAUAAUUCCAUCAGAUGAUCCUGUAUCUGAGUUUAUGGAAGCUGUCCCAAGCUCUGAUAAUGUGUCAGCUGGAGAUCCCCAUGAUAUAUUUCUACCAGGCCUUAUCAUUCAUAUAGUACCGCAGCAAAGGAGCUUCCAUUUGCCUCUAUGGAAGGGCUGCAGAAUCCAAGAGAAGGCACCGAGCUAUAAAGCAUAUAUAUCAGAUAGAGAAAGGUUCAAGGAUAUCAUUGUUUCACCAUCUAUGUUCCUUGACCAUCUCCCUUGGAGAUGCUACUAUGCCAUGCAAAAAAUAUUGGGGACUGAACAUGCCAAAAAUCUGCUUGAUGAAUCAGAAAUUGUGUGAGUUCUGCACAGCAAGGCCAUUCCUAAACUCUUCUCUUCUAUGGGAAUGGUUCCCUCCCAACUGCAUCUCACUUCCAUCCUUGUCAGGCAUUGGAGGCUCAAAUUUUCCCAAUGAUUGGCUUGAUGAAUCUCAAAUGGUAUGAGUUCUAAGAAAAUUGCAGCUCUAAAUUCUGGAUUGAAGGCCAAAGGAAAAAUUCGACGAUCAGGUUCUGGCAAUCGUUCUUUUCCCAAAUCUUGAACAGCAUAAUAGGAGGCAUUGUACAAGCAAAUAGAUGCUCAAAGCUCUAAAGCCCAAUUUCAGAUGGUUCAUAGAAGUUUUGUAACCUCGUAUUCUUCAGUUUCAUAAAGUAAAAUGUAUCUUAGGACAGAAAGAUACACCCUAGGUUUUAUUAGGGUCCUUGAAGCUUAACCUUCCUUUAAGUGGAAAUGAAAUAUAUACUAUAUUAUAUAUGUAAAUUUUGUAGGCAAGUUCCUUAGAACACUGGAAUAAGACAUGGGGAUAGGAAAUUCAUUCACCCCACUGCCUUUGGAUUACAAUUAGAAAUGAGGAUAGUUCUUAUUGAAAUAUAUGAUUAGAAA
Vitis riparia (riverbank grape) is the source of this 3221-nucleotide messenger RNA. RefSeq lists its product as uncharacterized. The coding region runs from base 340 to 2643 and encodes 767 amino acids. The transcript has 15 exons. NCBI's taxonomy places the organism in Eukaryota, Viridiplantae, Streptophyta, Magnoliopsida, Vitales, Vitaceae. The record is from RefSeq and is a predicted model, not a curated record. Gene Ontology annotation, biological process: lipid metabolic process.